This is a messenger RNA of Coregonus sp. 'balchen', 1994 nucleotides long. The record is from the annotation of a GenBank genome assembly. Lineage: Eukaryota; Metazoa; Chordata; Actinopteri; Salmoniformes; Salmonidae.
UUUAAAUACGGUGUGGCGCUCUACUCGGGUACAUUUAAACAGAACCGUGUGGCGCAAAUCGAUAGAAACUAAAAUAUUUUGUUACACUCUAAAUCCAGGUAUUUAUCCAUAAAGCAUUUUGUUAAUUUUUUGUGGAUUUUUGGGUUGGACUUUGGUAAGACAAUGUCCAACGUCCAGCUAUCAAGCAGCGCCCUGGAGAGGUUGGCCGCACGGAGAACCUUUCCUCUCCACGCACGCACAGGCGUCUGCCGUAACCUUUUUGGACCGGUGGAUCACGAUGAACUGAACCGGGAGAUGAAAUCCAAGAUGUGGGAGAUUUCUGAGAGGGACCAGCGGAGAUGGAACUUUAAUUUCGACGCCGACUUGCCACUGUCUGGGGACUACGAGUGGGAGGAAACCCCGGUGGAUACGACUCCAGACUUCUACCAGGACUCUGUACAGGUCGGGAGGAACAGGAUUGUCGUAACACCGGUCAAUCUGAAGCCAUGCGUGGACUUUAUCCCACUGGACUCCUCUUCUCAGGAUGUAUCGCCUCUUUGCGAGGACCGUUUGACCAGCUCUGAAAGUAGCACUCCCUGCCCCACCGAAGUCAACCAGGAGAACUGGGCAGUGAAGCAGAACUCAGGGAAGCCUACUCGCAAACCAGUCCCGUGUGUUCGAAGCAAAAGAACGGCUACUACUGAUACAACGACCACGGCACAUAUUACAGGUAAAUAUCGCUCACCUGUAAGCCUAUUGCUUUUUACGCAUUGAUGGUGAAUCUCGAGGUAUAUUUGAUCUAGUGAUGUCCGGUCAGUAGGCUAAUAUCUGGCUACCUGGGACCAUUGGCGUGAGUUCCUUGUUUUAAAUUGUACUUUUCUUUCCAGACUUCUACGUGAAACGUAAAAGGACGACGACCGAGACGAAGCUGAAUGAAAGCACUUGCCAGCAUCCUUCGUCUCCCAUUCCUGUAGAACAAACUCCACGCAAGAGAAUUCGUUGAAGGUAUAGCCUAUAGUUCAAGAGAAAUGGGCAGUAUGGCAUUUAGACAUAGGCUGUGGGUUUACUAAUACUGGACAAAAUAGGUACUUGUGCGCAUAUGGGGCUAUUUUGUUGACUGUAAUGCAAAAUCAAAAUACUGUUACACACUUGCACUGAUCGAGGAAGCUGAUAGUGAGUGAGCUCACGUAGUAGAGUAAUGUGUGGUUGGGGGAGGGGAGUCUGUCACUGUGGCGGGAAAGGCUCAUGCAAAUGUUGACGCCAGCUGAGGUUAGGCAACAACUCUCAUUUUAUUUUCAGAGCUGACUCAUGAUUUUUAGCUUUCAUGGCUGUACAAUUUCUUUUUUUAGUCAACGAACACUAAUGUAUUUUUAUUUUCUUUCCAGGCGUUAGCACUAUUUUGUGAUAAUCGUUUCUCCUACCGUCCGACUUGAAGGAGACGAAAAAACAAGGGAUGGAGACCCGCCUGCUCGACUGUCCAUCGGCUUGGUGCGUCUCCGAGUGGACCUAUAUGGAACGUAGCCUAACAGUCCGUGGACUCUCAGGAUUGAACGGUCGGGAGAGAGAAUUUGCCUAAGGACUCGGACAAAAUGUAGCAUUCAUGGUUGCUUUGCAUACAGCCACUUGACAGUGUUAAAUGUUUAACAACUGUGCAAUCCUAAAUUACUUUAAAUUGUCUACACUGGCCAAAAGUGUACAGCUUUAUAAAGACAUUAUAAAUUGUUAUUUCUGUUAAAUAUAUCUGGGUUGUGUAAAUAUAGGCUAUUUUUUAAGACUAUUCUAACUUAUAAUUUAUUUGUUUCUUUAGGCCUACAUUUGCAAAUGCCGUUUUGAUUUAGCCAAUGGGCACAUUUUUUUAAAUUUUUAUUUUACAAAGUUUUAUUGUGCAAUCAUGUAGCUUUUUAUAGUGCACUUGAAACGUAGAUUUCAUCGUGUUUCUGAGCCGUUUUCAAUAUCAUUGCCCUCAUUUUCUGUUUUGCAAAAGAUGCAAAUAAAAUAUUUUCAUUUAAAUUGAA